UGUUUCCUACGGCGAACACCGUACGCGCAAAACGGCUGAGAAGGAGUUGCACGAGAAAAGGAGCGUCUGGGCAUGGCAGCGGUGAUUUGAAAUCCCGCGCCUCCUUCGCGUGACGCGGAGUGAUAUUUUGUGCCUCGCGACGGGGCCAUAAGCAGAGUGUAGCGUCGACUUUUCCUCCCCUCUUUUGAGAGGGGGAAAAUGUUGUGGGCGCGGCUUGCGCACGCGCUUCUGGGGGAGGCUUGAAAGCGCGGUUUAACGGCCACACCCAUGCAAGCGGACCUCGCGUAAAGCGGUCGGUCUUCGGUCGUGGCGGGUGAGGCAAGGGGCUUGUAGGGAGAGGGAGACUGCUUGGGCCGUUUGGAAACUUAAAACAAGUGGUCAGUGCGUUUGCCUCAGCUUGUUUUCUUGAGAGACAAUGUCUGGUAGAGCAAGAGCUCGAGCAAGGGGAAGGGCCCGUGGCCAGGAGACUACUACACCCACCGUAGGAGCAACUCCGGUUCAGCCACCUGCCUAUGGGCAAACUAAACCCGAGCAACCUCCAGCAGAGCCACUAGCAGAAGGGGAACUAAUUGGGCGUGGGCGGCAAAGAAAAGGACCAGUUGCACCAAGAUCGCAGGAACUUCAGAUUUCAGCAGGCUUUCAAGAAAUGACAUUGGGAGAAAGAGGCGGACGUCGCAGAGACUUCCACGACCUUGGUGUAAAUACUCGUCAGUCAAUGGAACAUGUUAGAGAAUCCAAAACAGGUGCUUCAGGUACCAUGAUAAGGUUAAGCACAAACCAUUUUCGUCUGACUUCUCGUCCGCAAUGGGCCUUGUACCAGUACCACAUUGGCUACAAUCCACAGAUGGAAGCCCGGCGUCUUCGUUCAGCUUUGCUGUUUCAGCAUGAGGACCUAAUUGGAAGGACGCAUGCUUUUGAUGGGACCAUUUUGUUUUUACCAAAGAAACUGGAAAACAAGAUUACUGAAGUGUUCAGUCGGACCCGUCAGGGAGAGACUGUGAAGAUUACCAUCACCUUAACCAAUGAACUGCCAUCUACUUCGCCGACAUGCUUACAGUUUUACAACAUUAUUUUUAGAAGACUGUUGAAAAUAAUGAACUUGCAGCAAAUUGGACGAAAUUAUUACAAUCCAAGUGACCCAAUCAGUAUUCCUAAACACAGGUUGAUGAUUUGGCCAGGUUUUACGACUUCCAUUCUGCAGUAUGAAACAAGUAUCAUGUUGUGCACAGAUGUGAGCCACAAAGUUCUCAGAAGUGAAACUGUUUUGGAUUUUAUGUAUUCCAUGUAUGAGCAAGGGGGAGAACAGAGGUUCAGGGAAACAUGUGCUAAAGAAUUGAUUGGCCUAAUCAUUCUUACAAGGUAUAACAACAAAACAUACCGAGUGGAUGAUAUAGAUUGGGAUUCCAAUCCCCAAGAUGUCUUUAAGAAGGCAGAUGGAUCUGAAAUCAGCUUUGUAGACUACUACAAAAUGCAAUAUAGCCAAGAAAUCACUGAUUUGAAUCAACCAGUUUUGGUGAGUCAGCCAAAGAGGAGAGGGCCUGGAGGUGUCAUGGCAGGUCCAGCAAUACUUAUUCCUGAGCUCUGCUAUCUUACAGGGCUAACUGAUAAAAUGCGAAGUGAUUUCACUGUGAUGAAAGACUUGUCUGUUCAUACAAGACUUGCCCCAGAGCAGAGAAUGCGUGAAGUUGGAAGGCUCAUUGAUUACAUUAACAAAGAUGAUAAUGUCCAGAAAGAACUUCGCGAUUGGGGCUUAAGCUUUGAAUCCAACUUGCUUUCCUUUUCGGCAAGAGUUGUUCAGUCAGAAAAGAUCCAUCAAGGAGGAAAAGUGUUUGACUACAAUCCACAACUUGCAGACUGGUCUAAAGAAACCAGGGGAGCAUCUCUGAUUAACGUAAAGCCUCUGGAUAACUGGCUGUUGAUCUACACACACCGAAAUUAUGAUGUUGCUAAUACAUUAGUUCAGAAUCUCUUCAAAGUCACACCAGCAAUGGGAAUACAAAUGAACAAGGCAAUGAUGGUUGAAGUAGAGGACCGAACAGAAGCAUACUUGAGAAUCUUGAAGCAAAAAGUUGCCUCAGAUACACAGAUGGUGGUUUGUCUCUUGUCCAGUAAUCGUAAAGACAAGUAUGAUGCCAUCAAGAAGUAUUUGUGCACAGAUUGUCCCACUCCAAGCCAAUGUGUGCUCGCUCGCACAUUAAGUAAGCCGCAGACAGUAAUGGCCAUAGCCACAAAAAUUGCUUUACAGAUGAACUGUAAGAUGGGUGGAGAGCUUUGGAGUGUUGAGAUACCACUAAAACAGAUCAUGAUUGUGGGAAUUGAUUGUUACCAUGACACUACAGCUGGUCGACGGUCAAUUGCAGGAUUUGUUGCGAGCCUGAAUCAGGGAAUGACACGUUGGUAUUCACGCUGUGUCCUUCAAGAUCGUGGACAAGAACUUGUGGAUGGACUUAAAGUAUGCUUGCAAGCUGCUUUAAGGACUUGGUAUACCUACAACAACCAUAUGCCUUCUCGCAUUAUUGUGUAUCGAGAUGGUGUUGGAGAUGGUCAGUUGAAGACCUUGGUUAGCUAUGAAGUCCCUCAGUUUCUGGAGUGCUUGAAAUCUGUUGGGAAGGACUACAGCCCCAAAUUAACAGUGAUAGUGGUGAAGAAGCGUGUGAAUACCAGAUUCUUUGCUCAGAUUGCUGGAAGACUGCAGAAUCCACCACCUGGCACAGUUAUUGAUUUAGAAGUUACCAGACCAGAGUGGUAUGAUUUCUUUAUUGUGAGUCAGGCUGUGAGAAGUGGCAGUGUUUCACCAACCCACUACAACGUAAUCUAUGACAGCAGUGCGCUGAAGCCAGACUACAUGCAGAGGCUAACAUACAAGCUCUGUCAUAUGUAUUAUAACUGGCCAGGAGUUAUUAGAGUUCCUGCCCCCUGCCAGUAUGCCCAUAAACUGGCUUUCCUUGUGGGUCAGAGCAUUCACAGAGAACCAAACCUGUCACUCUCGGAGAAUCUCUAUUACCUGUGAUUUUACAGAAGAGGAUGAAGUACAGUAAGGGAAGACAAUGUGUACUUUUUUCCCUUUCAUAGAUAAGUCUUGUAUGUGGAGCUUAAAAGCAAAAUGUUUGCUUCAUCAUGUUACGCUGUUUCACUUACCUAGUAUUAUGUCAAGGUAUUUUUUUGGUGACUGUUAAGAUUUCAGCCAGAUAAAUUUUUAGUGUGUUAAUGUUUUGUUUGAUAAAGAGAACUUGGUUUUUUGAACAGUAGAUUCUGGUUCCUGCUAAAUAAUAACAUUGUUCAUAAAUAUCAGUUUCAAUAAACUGCUUAGGUUGGUGCACACCUUA
Messenger RNA from Rhineura floridana, 3326 nucleotides. It is a transcript of the gene PIWIL1, whose product is annotated as piwi like RNA-mediated gene silencing 1. The transcript is spliced from 21 exons. Gene Ontology annotation, biological process: regulatory ncRNA-mediated gene silencing. NCBI's taxonomy places the organism in Eukaryota, Metazoa, Chordata, Lepidosauria, Squamata, Rhineuridae. Bases 416 to 3010 code for a protein of 864 amino acids. Gene Ontology annotation, cellular component: P granule. Gene Ontology annotation, molecular function: protein binding; piRNA binding. The record is from RefSeq and is a predicted model, not a curated record.